This is a messenger RNA of Astyanax mexicanus (Mexican tetra), 1153 nucleotides long. It is a transcript of the gene tmem42a, whose product is annotated as transmembrane protein 42a. Gene Ontology annotation, cellular component: membrane. Lineage: Eukaryota; Metazoa; Chordata; Actinopteri; Characiformes; Acestrorhamphidae. The transcript is spliced from 3 exons. The record is from RefSeq and is a predicted model, not a curated record. The coding region runs from base 174 to 644 and encodes 156 amino acids.
CCAUCACUAAUUCUCAUAGAGAAGCAGGAAGUGAUAGGUUUGGUUUAUCCAGUUGUUCUGGUCCCGGUCCAGGUGCUGGUUGUGUCAGACAGUGUCUAAACCCCUCUGGUUCAGAAUGCUCGCCGGUGGUUUUCAGUAGAGUAUAUUAUAGAGGUAGUACCGGUUAAUUGGUGAUGCUGGGUGGGAGCGUGUACGCGCUGCUGGCGGGGUUUCUGGGGGCUGCGGCGUCCUGCAGCGCUAAACUGUCUCUAGGAGCGAGUUACCUGACAGAGCUGUGUGAGCGCGGAGUGAGGAGCUGGGCUGUGGAAGACAGCAGGAUUCUCAGCCUUAAUGUCGACCCAGCAGCCUGUGAAUGGCUCCACAUUCCUUUGAGAUUGCUGUGUGGACUGCUGCUCUUUAUCUGUAAUGCUGUGAUGUGGACAUUCUUUGCCAAAGCUCUCAGGCAUUCAUCGUCCUCUGCCCAGGCGACUGUAACCACAACUGCUUCUAAUUUUAUCUCUUCUGCAUUCCUUGGAUAUGUGAUAUUUGGAGAAAGCCAUGCACUGUUGUGGUGGGUCGGCAUCUUCAUAACCUUGUUGGGGCUGUUCAUAUUGCAUGGCUCAUCUUCCCAGGAUCAACAGUUGGAUGUGAAGAAAGAAGAAUAAGACAACAGCAGUGACAUCCACGGGAAAAGAUGCAAGCAAGACCAAUAUAAAAAUGGAACCGAUGUUUACAUUGAACUGGUGAUAGUCAUUUACUCUUAAUCUUAUGUUUACCACCAGCAAAGGGCUGAUCUAUUGAUGUUUAAAAUAUACAGGUUUUAUGCAGUUAUUUUUAUUUAUUUUGGUGAGUUUAUAUUACCGUAUUUUCUACAUUGUAUUCUGUGAUAUGCACAGAUGAUUCAAAACAUUAAGACCACUCACAUAGAUGAACCGCAUAUAAUUAAUUUUCUCAUACAAAAUGUACAUAUCAUCUAUCGUAAAUUUCAUAAAUGUAAUAAAAUGACACGGUUGCAGCUGUAUUUUGCACAUGCACAAAUACAUACACUGAAAAUGUAAUUAAUAAAAUUCAUAAAACAUUGUUCAAGGACUCCUAUUUCAGGCUAGUGAAUCUUUCGAGUAAAGUGAAGUAUGAAAUGAAACUCCACAGAGCAAAUAUAUUUGGAAUAAAACAU